This is a messenger RNA of Symbiodinium sp. CCMP2456, 1899 nucleotides long. The record is from the annotation of a GenBank genome assembly. Lineage: Eukaryota; Dinophyceae; Suessiales; Symbiodiniaceae.
AUGUUUGCCCCUGUCAACUCCAAUCUGGUGUUCCCUUUUUCAAGAGCGCCGGAGGCCACGCACGUUAUUUUGAUUGCCCCUCGGGCCGCUUUGCAGCAUAAGGUUUGGCUGCUUUGUACGAACGCUGGGGACAGUGACUACUCUCUGGACCACCUCGUCAUGAAUUUUAGCAGGCGGGGAGCUGUUCGCUGGGACGUUCGGCAGUGCCACCAUUUCUCGGCGAACAGUUGCGGCCAAGGUGGCCACGGGACGAUCUUUGGAGGUGUCUCGCUCCUGCCGUUGUACGAUGCGCACAGAAAGCUCAUCCCUUUGAAGGGGGAUGUGCUGAACAUGAACAAGGUCCACAACUUCGGACGCGUGGCCGUCAAGAUUUGGGACAAGCUGGACUCGGGGAUGGUGCGUCGAGAGGUCGACUUCUUGCAGCAGUCUGCCGGUCAUCCAAACAUCUCUGCCCUUUUAGGCAUCUACGCGGAGGCGCAGAGGAAGAAGUCCAGUGUGGUCUGGCUUCUAGUGAUGGAGCACUGCACGGGAGGUGAUUUCUUCGACAUCAUCAAGGAGAAGUAUUUGUCGAUUGCUCGCAUUCUCGACAUUCAAGCCGGCUUGGCGUCAGCGCUGACGCAUCUGCAUCGCUUGCGCAUCGUUCACCGAGAUGUCAAAGCCGAAAAUGUUGUGAUGCACAAGGAGCAUGCUGUGCUCAUUGACUUUGGCAUUGCGGCCUACCUUGAUGACCAGGAAGCCAUGUGCCGCCCUGUUGGGUCUCCCGGCUACGCUGCACCGGAGAUCAUCGCUCCGACUCCGCGGCUCUAUGACGAGCUGGUGGACGUCUUCGCCCUGGGAGUCCUGAGUUACUUUAUGAUAUUUCGAGCGCUGCCAUUCUGGGCCGGCACGCACGAGGAGAUGUUGGAGAAGACCCGGCAAUGUGAGGUCGAAAUCCCAGAGUUGGACGACGACAGCAUGCGUCCAGUCGUUUCUUUGGUGCUGCGGAUGUCCCUCGCCUCGACCUGGAAGACAUCGCUGGUCACAAGGUUCAUUCUCAAUUUGAGCUCGCCGUGUACUCUUGAUGUCGCCUAUUUCCAAAUCGGGCGAGUCGACUCCCAGGAGCACAUCAGUGGCAAGAAACGGAAGAUAGCGAAAAUGGGUUUGAUGUCCAAAGAGGCUGCAGAUCGGCCGAGCGUUGCCCGGAGAGAAGAUGCCGAUCUCUUGAGGGCCGUUCUGGAUCCACGGCGGGUUCGAGUGUUCAAGAGCCUUGCAGAAGCCGUGGCAUGCUUCAACGAGCUCCGCGAAAUGGCGCCCGAAGUGACGAAGUCCCGCAAGGAUUCUGAGGAUUUCAUGUGGGAUAUGUGGGAUGGUGAUGAACAAAGGUCGCGCCUUUGCGUAGGAGACAUCAGCCUGGAUGAGUUUUCCGAGAACGAGGGUGCGGACAGGUCCGAGGUACCACCUUCACCAACCAACAACAUCGACGUGUCUCCUGUGCCGACGUUGCGCACACCCGCGGCACCGGCGCAGACGGUCCAGAACCUCAAUGCUGAGCGGAGUUGGGAGUGUGCUGAGUUCGGCGAGGAGGUCGCCUUGGAAGUGGUCCUGAUAGUGCAAAUAAAGGGUGACCAUGAAACGGUUCGACCCAAGGUCGGCCAGACGGUGUCCAAGGUCUUCCGGAAUAUGGCUCACUUGUCGGAGGCCUCAAUGUCGACAGCUGCGAAGCCAUCGCAAAGGAAUCCGUCGCGCAGCAGGCAAAGCAGCGGGGAGAAGGCGAAAGAGAACGAAUCUUCGGUCGUCACCUCUCGGCAAUCUGGGCACUGCUUCGAUGACACGGAUGGAUUGGGAGUUUUGCCAAGCUCGGCCAAGCAUGCACAGGCAGAGGCGGACGCUGGGCCGCAGCAGGAGGACAGCAGCUUCUAG